Vicugna pacos (alpaca) is the source of this 558-nucleotide messenger RNA. The record is from RefSeq and is a predicted model, not a curated record. Lineage: Eukaryota; Metazoa; Chordata; Mammalia; Artiodactyla; Camelidae.
CCACACCCAUGGGAGGAGGUAUAAAGGAUGAGGCCAGCACCCAUCACCACAGUCCCAACCUACCCUCAUUAUGAAGUCCUACAGCCUUGCCAUCCUCCUGGUGAUAUUUGCCUCUGGAUUCCUGAUGUCCUGGGCUGUGGAAGGUGCCAGCAAAGAAAAAGCUAAACGUGGAGACUGCCCCUUCAGACGUCCUGCAAUGUGUCUUGUAUAUGAACCCCCUCAAUGCGAGAGUGACUGGCAGUGUCCAAAGAAGCAAAAAUGUUGCCCCGACUAUUGUGGCAUCAAAUGUUUGGAUCCUGUAGGCACAUCAGAGCCAGAUUUAUUCUUACCAGUUCAGUGAGAGCAGGACUUCCUGGUCUGUGUGAUCUAGGAUUCCAUUUUCCCCUAAGCUUGGAAAAAAAUGUGAACAGCUGAAUGAAGAUGUGGCUUUGUGACCAAUACCUCCUUGGGGGCCAAGUUUUGUCCUGUUUGAUCUCUGUACUCCCAGCAUCCACCGUGAGGCUUGGCACACAACAGGAAAUGUCUGUUGAUUAGUGAAUAAAUAAAUGUACAAGAGUU